Loa loa (African eye worm) is the source of this 918-nucleotide messenger RNA. RefSeq lists its product as hypothetical. Bases 1 to 918 code for a protein of 305 amino acids. Lineage: Eukaryota; Metazoa; Nematoda; Chromadorea; Rhabditida; Onchocercidae. The transcript has 10 exons. The record is from RefSeq and is a predicted model, not a curated record.
AUGUUAGAGGGGACAGCUCGUUUGAAUGUUCUUUUUUCUCUGGUAUCGCGUUAUGUUUUUUCUUGGAAAUUAGAUUUCGACAAGGGGAGGAGUCCUAUUUCCAAUUUACGGGAACUUUUUUUGCUUGAAAAUUUGGUGGUCGACGAAUGUGAAGGAGGGAAAGAUUUUCGGCAUCAUGCAACUGCAAUAGAAAUGCGCGCAGAAUUUAAUAAAGUACCAUACGGUUCAUACAGUGUUCCCAGUUCAACCACUGGUCAAAGUUCACAUCAAACAGGCGAAAACACUAGCAGUUAUCCCAAAUCAAGUGCAAAUAUUCAAAAGCCGUCUUUAAAUCAUUCUCAUGACAAUAUUUGGGCAACAUCUGUGCAACAAUCACAUUCCUAUCAACCGGAUCGAUUUCAGCAAUAUGGUCGAGGUUAUCCUGACGAACGUACUACGUUGAGGGGCAUAUCACCUACCCAGUUUUCUCCCCAUCCUUCUAUUAAAGAAAUUGCACAGUUACCAAAAGGAACACAAACUGACGAAAAUUGGCUGGAAGUUUUACUUGAUGAAUUGGGAUGUCGUAGUUCGGUAAUCACUAUUGCAACUUACAAUUUUCAAACAAUCGGAAAAAACGCAGUCCAGAAACUAGCGGAAGUGAUAGAAUUAUUAGUGAAUGUACGAUCACCAAAUCCAGUUUUGCUGUCAGCACUGCCACAGAUUGUUGGCUCGUUUUAUGGUGCUCCAUUAAAUCCAGAAAAAGAUCUGGAUUAUCGGAGGACAUGGCGAGAAAUUGUGCGAGAUCACUGUAGUGCAGAAAUACUCAUUGUGCCGUUACCGAAUGGCGAGGAAUUUCAACAUGCUCCGACUAUCCUUAUUUUUCAAUACAUAUUUGUCCUUAAUUUUCGUUCGCUUUGCGUCCUGGACAUGAGCGAAUAA